AAGGAGGCGGCCUGACCUUGGAAGCGGAACGGGGUCCUGCGGCAGGUCCUUCCGGGCUGGUGACAUUCAGCCGGCCAGUCGGCCCGACGGCCUUUCAGUCCUGGAACCAUGGCCCAGUUUGUCCGUAACCUCGCGGAGAAGGCCCCGGCGCUGGUCAACGCUGCUGUGACUUACUCGAAGCCUCGAUUGGCCACAUUUUGGCACUAUGCCAAGGUUGAGCUGGUUCCUCCAACCCCUGCUGAGAUCCCUACAGCUAUUCAGAGCUUGAAAAAAAUAGUCAAUAGUGCUCGAACUGGUAGCUUCAAACAGCUCACAGUUAAGGAAGCGCUGCUGAAUGGUUUGGUGGCCACUGAGGUGUGGAUGUGGUUUUAUGUCGGUGAGAUCAUAGGCAAGCGUGGCAUCAUUGGCUAUGAUGUUUGAAGACCAAUUUUCAACAUAUGAUCAUAUUUGGUUUAUUCUUGGACCAUGUAUUUGAAUAAAAUAACGUGUCAGAA
Camelus dromedarius (Arabian camel) is the source of this 494-nucleotide messenger RNA. RefSeq names its product ATP synthase membrane subunit g (gene ATP5MG). Gene Ontology annotation, biological process: proton motive force-driven ATP synthesis. Gene Ontology annotation, molecular function: proton-transporting ATP synthase activity, rotational mechanism. The record is from RefSeq and is a predicted model, not a curated record. The transcript has 3 exons. The coding region runs from base 109 to 420 and encodes 103 amino acids. Lineage: Eukaryota; Metazoa; Chordata; Mammalia; Artiodactyla; Camelidae.